Molecule: messenger RNA, 1951 nt
Organism: Epinephelus moara (kelp grouper)
Lineage: Eukaryota; Metazoa; Chordata; Actinopteri; Perciformes; Serranidae
Gene: npl
Product: N-acetylneuraminate pyruvate lyase (dihydrodipicolinate synthase)
Exons: 12
Coding region: 133-1104 (323 amino acids)
Biological process (GO): N-acetylneuraminate catabolic process
Molecular function (GO): 4-hydroxy-tetrahydrodipicolinate synthase activity; N-acetylneuraminate lyase activity
Source: RefSeq, a predicted model, not a curated record
CCAUGAAGCUUUGACAGAGUAUCAACAACUCUGACGUACUUGAAACACAAGUUAUACCGGAAGAUUUCUCCGAAAGUAUACCUUAAAUGAUGCUCUCAUCGCACAGAAGAAGAGCCCCCCUUACAGAUAGUAAUGUCAGUCAUGGCCUCCUCUGCUGAUAAAAAGCUGACAGGAGUAGUUGCAGCCACGUUUACUCCACUGACCCCAGAAGGUGAGAUCAACCUCACACAGAUUGGACCUUAUGUUGACUACUUGAAAGAGAAGCAAGGUGUGAAAGGUAUUUUUGUGAAUGGCACCACCGGAGAGGGCGCGUCUCUCAGCAUUGAGGAGAGGAAGAUCCUGGCUGCAGAGUGGUGUCAGAAAGCCAAGGGGAAAAUCGAUCAUGUGAUUGUGCAUGCCGGCUGCAUGAGUCUUAAAGAUUCCCAAGAUCUGGCUCGCCAUGCAGCACAGAUCGGGGCUGAUGCAAUAGCAGUCAUUUCCCCCUCCUUCUUCAAGCCCAGCUCUGCAGAUGUCUUGAGGUCGUACCUUAAGGAAGUGGCUUCAGUUGCCCCAACUCUGCCCUUCUAUUACUAUCAUUUUCCAGCUCUCACUGGUGUUAAUGUGCCAGUAAGAGAUUUGUUGGAAGGUAUUAAGGAGCUCAUUCCCUCCUUCAGAGGUGUGAAGUUUAGUGGGACAGACCUGAUGGACUUUGGCCAGUGUGUCAGCAACAGUCAGCCUGACUGGUCCUUCCUCUACGGCGUGGACGAGCAACUGCUCGCAGCUCUGGUUCUGGGAGCCCACGGAGCAGUUGGCAGCACAUAUAACUACAUGGGAUGUCAUGUCAACAAGCUCAUAUCAGCGUUUGAGAAAGGCGACCUUGUUGAAGCCAGGUCGAUACAGUUCAAGGUGCAAGAGCUGAUCAGUUAUGCCAUAAAAGUUGGCUUUGAUGUUGGAGUGAACAAGCAGCUGAUGAGUGAGGUGUCGGGCUUGAGUCUCGGGCCCCCUCGACUCCCUGUGAAGACAUGUCUUCCUGCUGAUGCUCUCUCCAUCAAGACGAAAUAUCACAGUAUUUUUCCUCCUGAACAAAGUACUGGGCAAACCUCGACUGUAGAAAUCCCUCAAUAACUCAGCAAACCACUUCUGAUGAAGACAUUUACACGUUGAAUCAAACCUUACCGUUAAAUUGGUCAUCUAUUUCACCACUCAGUCCUUCCCGUUAAUGGGAAAAAUCUAAUAUGUUCACAAAUAUUUUAAUGUCAGUGUUAAUCAUUUCAUAGAAUUCAUAAAAUAACUAGCUCACGGUGCCCAGGGGAAUGUGGCACUUUUGUUUUGCUACGUUUAGGGAACUGGGGACCAUCACAAAUCAGCAGUGUUACCUUAUUAUCUUGUACUGUUUAAGCUGAACCUCAUUUUAGGAGUUUGAGUACUCUAAAUCCCAGAAACCCAGACUUUAAGAUGACUCCAUCAGAGGGAGGAUAACAGACAGAAAGGGCAUUACUCAUAUGAACAUUGUUCCAUGGGAAAAUGAACACUCCAGAAAAGGGAAAAGGUGAUAAAACAUCCAAGUUGUUAGAAGGAAUUCAUUUUAUACUGUGAGUUUUUAUUAAGUGUUUUCUUUCUUAAUGAUGUAUUAAAGGGAAAUGUCGUGUGUUAUUAAGUAUGUUUGAUUUUCAUUGUUAUAACAAAUAAUCAUAGUAAUUUCCUAUGCAAUGAUUUAUGUCUCUUAUGUUCUGUUCCUGAAAAGUUUAAAAAUCACAAGGCCAGUUUAUCUCUAAGACCUGAACAAGUGUGUGUGUGUGUGUGUGUGUGUGAGACAGUGAAUGUGAUCAGAUGGAAAUUCUGCAUUGCUCGUUUUUUAUCCUGCUUUCUAACUAAAACAUGAUGGUUUUACACUGUCUUUUUCCUGAGAUUACUACUAUUUUUGUGUCAUUUGAUUAUUUGUAUGAGCUGAAAAUAAAACUGAAAAAAAAUC